GUAAGAAGCCAAUCUUCUUCUUUAUCCAACCAAAUCCUCUCGAAGCAGAGUAACAAGAGGGAAGCAAAAAAAAGAUGACGACAAUGGCGACGCAAGGGGCUUUUCUACGAUUACGAAUGACCUCAUCCUCAAAGUCCGUCGCUAAGCCAACUGAGCUCGGCUUCCUCAGCUCCCAGCUCAGCGGCUUAAGAAUCUCGCAGGGUCCCUCCAGUGACGUCAUCAACCGCAUCUCCCUUUCUUCCUUCCCCGGUCUUCAGCCAAUCGUCGCCCGGAGGAUCUGUCCUUUUACUGGGAAGAAAGCGAACAGAGCCAACAAAGUUUCCUUCUCUAACCACAAGACCAAGAAGUUGCAGUUCGUCAACCUACAGUACAAGAAGGUUUGGUGGGAAGCUGGCAAACGCUUCGUCAAGCUUCGUUUAUCAACAAAGGCCUUGAAGACCAUUGAGAAGAACGGACUCGACGCUGUCGCCAAGAAAGCUGGCAUAGAUCUCCGCAAGAAAUAGAUGAUUGAUUGAUAUGUAUCUCUUACUGUUCUCUUAAUACAUUUCCUUCAAUGGACCUUGUGAGUUUGAAUCAGAAACUGUUUUUGUUUCCCUUAAACAAAACUCGUAAAAAAAAAUUACAUUUCA
This is a messenger RNA of Brassica oleracea var. oleracea, 629 nucleotides long. Its product is annotated as 50S ribosomal protein L28, chloroplastic. Gene Ontology annotation, molecular function: structural constituent of ribosome. The record is from RefSeq and is a predicted model, not a curated record. Gene Ontology annotation, biological process: translation. Lineage: Eukaryota; Viridiplantae; Streptophyta; Magnoliopsida; Brassicales; Brassicaceae. The transcript has 2 exons. Gene Ontology annotation, cellular component: ribosome. Bases 75 to 503 code for a protein of 142 amino acids.